This is a messenger RNA of Ipomoea nil (Japanese morning glory), 1275 nucleotides long. RefSeq names its product ELMO domain-containing protein A. The record is from RefSeq and is a predicted model, not a curated record. Bases 122 to 940 code for a protein of 272 amino acids. The transcript has 9 exons. Lineage: Eukaryota; Viridiplantae; Streptophyta; Magnoliopsida; Solanales; Convolvulaceae.
UAAGAGACUGCACUACAACAGGAGCCGCGCAACGGACAAGACGGCCUCUCUCUCUCUCUCUCCCUCCAAAUGCUACCAAGAGAUCGAGCGUGAAGCGCAUUUCCGACAGUUGUAAGGAGCAAUGAGCCCUGCCGCAGCGCGAACCCAAGGGAACUGUAUUGCCAUCCGGACACUUUCUACUUCGUCCUCCAUUUCUCGAUGCUCUCUCCCUCCUUCCGGCAACGAUGAUGCAAUUAGUGGGACUCCUCUGUGGAUGGGUAAAGGACUCACUUGUGUUUGCUUUAAAGGAAAGGGAAACUACCAAAGAAUCUGUAUCAAUUUGACACCUCAACAGGAAGAGAGACUGAGAAGACUACAACAUAGAAUGAAGGUUUGUUUUGAUGCUUCCAAGCAGGAACAUCAGGAGGCUUUGAAAGCUCUAUGGCAUGCUUCAUAUCCUGAUCAGGAACUUCAUGGUUUGAUAUCUGAUCAGUGGAAAGAAAUGGGAUGGCAGGGAAGAGAUCCAUCCACAGACUUCAGCAGAGGAGCGGGGUUCAUUUCUCUGGAGAACCUGUUGUUUUUCGCAAAAACAUUUCCUGCAUCUUUUCAACGGCUGCUGAAGAAGCAAGGUGGAAAACGGUCUGCAUGGGAGUAUCCAUUUGCUGUUGCUGGUGUAAAUAUUACAUUCAUGAUUAUGCAGAUGCUUGAUCUGGAAGCAACAAAACCCAGAACUUUUGUCAGAGGAGUAUUUAUUCAGAUGUUAUCAGAGAAUGAAUGGGCAUUCGACCUACUUUACUGCGUGGCUUUCUUGGUUAUGGACAAACAAUGGCUGGAGAAAAACGCUACAUACAUGGAGUUUAAUGAUGUCUUGAGAUCCACACAAUCACAGCUGGAAAAGGAACUUUUGAUGGAUGAUGUUUUAAGGAUUGAAGACUUGCCUUCCUACACCCUUCUGUGCUAGUUGCUGCAUUGACAAUCAGUUUUAACUUAUAGGUAACUUUUAGAGUUUCUUUUAAGUCUUUCCUAGUUCUAGCAGUGGAGUAAAAAACAUCGUGGUUCCUUCUGGAAGCUGAAAUCUGAUUUUUUUGUUUUGUUGUGUUUUGUUUUUUGUUUUUGUUUUUUUUGUUGUUGUUUUUUUAUUUUAUUUUUUCUGCCAAGUCCGCUUGCACUUCAACCUCUACAAUUUCUUUCUUCUAACCAUUUCCUUGUGGGUUAGAAUCUUUUUCAGUCUCGUAAUUUUUUUUUUAGAAUCAACAGAUUAUGAAAGAACUGUGUUCGACAUAGUUUAUAAUGUAU